This is a messenger RNA of Schistocerca serialis cubense, 1990 nucleotides long. RefSeq names its product dolichyl-diphosphooligosaccharide--protein glycosyltransferase subunit 1. Lineage: Eukaryota; Metazoa; Arthropoda; Insecta; Orthoptera; Acrididae. The transcript has 10 exons. Gene Ontology annotation, cellular component: oligosaccharyltransferase complex; membrane. The record is from RefSeq and is a predicted model, not a curated record. Bases 77 to 1858 code for a protein of 593 amino acids.
GAGAUGAAAGUCUUUGUGUAUUGUAGGUUGGUUGUACACGCGUGGUAGUUUACGGUAGUGUGAUAAGACUAAAAAAAUGAGGGUUCACAUUUUUGUGUUUUUAGUGUGCAGUCCUGUUAUUUCUGUAAUAUCUGCAUCGGUUUGUGAGAAUUUACAAAUAAGGAAUGCGGAGAGAGCUAUUGACUUAACUUCUCAAUUAGUUAAGAUUGGACAUACAAUUACGUUUGAAAACAUCGGGAAAGUUACUUGUAACAGUUUUAAGUUUGCCAUUGAUCCAAAGCUGGCCCCAGGCUUUGCAUUUAUUUCUGCUCAGAGUGGGGAUUCAUCCAAAACUAGUCUGGGAGCUGUAGAGAAUGCUGCAAAAGGCACAUGGAACAUAGCACUGAAGGAACCAUUAAGUUCUGGGAAAACAGUGACUGUGGAAGUUGAGACAGUGUUCACACACCAAUUGAAACCUCACCCAGCUUCAAUAUCGCAGAAGGAGAAGCAACUUGUAUUGUAUCAUGGGAGCACUGUUCUUUAUUCACCAUAUACUGCAAUCAAGCAGACAACAACUGUUACCUUGGCAUCGAAAAACAUAGAAAGUUACACAAAACAUAAACCAGUAGCAGUUUCUGACAAUGUAAUAACUUAUGGUCCAUAUGAAAAAGUCCAGCCUUUCUCACAGGAUAAAAUGAUAAUUCACUUUGAGAACAAUGCUCCCUUCUUGACAGUCACAAACUUGUUAAGAACGAUUGAAGUUUCACAUUGGGGCAACAUAGCAGUUGAGGAGACAAUAGACCUGCUUCAUACUGGUGCUACUCUGAAGGGACCGUUCUCUCGUUAUGAGUACCAGAGAGAGGCUCAGAGUGGGUUGUCGAGUGUAAAGUCGUUCAAGACUAUUCUUCCUGCUGCUGCAACAGAUGCAUACUAUCGGGAUGAAAUUGGAAACAUUUCAACAUCCCACAUGAAAGUAUUGAGUGACUCAGUGGAACUUGAUCUCAGGCCAAGGUUCCCACUAUUUGGAGGAUGGAAGACACAUUACACGAUUGGCUAUAAUGUGCCAAGCUAUGAGUAUUUAUACAACUCAGGAGAUGACUAUUUGCUGAAAAUGCGUUUUAUAGACCAUGUUUUUGAUGAUAUGGUUGUGGAUGAAGUGACAACCAAGGUCAUACUACCUGAAGGAUCACAUAAUAUUGAAAAAUACACUCCAUAUCCCGUAGAAACUAUGCCGGAUUCCCACCACUUUACCUAUCUGGAUACAAACGGGAGACCAGUAAUUACGUGGCGGAAGAAAAAUUUAGUAGAAAACCAUAUUCAGGAUUUCAAGCUCCAGUACAGAUUCCCACGUAUGUUCAUGCUGCAGGAACCUCUUCUUGUAAUUGUGGCAUUUUACCUUCUGUUUCUGAUGGUGAUCAUUUACGUGAGAAUAGACUUCUCCAUUUCAAAGGAUGAAGUGAGCGAAACUCGGAUGAGAGUUGCUGGUUACUGUGAAAAAGUUUUAGCUUACCAAGACAAGCGAGCACAAACUUUUGCACGUUAUGAUGAACAGUUAGCCAAAUUGAAAACGACAAAAGAUAUAAAUUCCUUCCAGAGUGCAAUGAAAAGUAUAAAUCAAGAAUAUAAGGCACAAACAUCAGCCAUUGCUGAGCUGUUAUUGAAACUGAAAGAUGCACCAGAUAUUGCUGAAAAGGUUUCCGAGCUGCAGAAAGCAGACAGGCAAUUGAAGGAGCUUUAUUCACAGCAUCAGAGUCUCUACGUAGAUAAAGUGAUUCCUGGAAAAUCAACCAGAGCUCAGAUUGAUACAGAAAAUCAGAUUAAUAAGAAGAAAGAAGAAUGCAUUGAAAAAAUAAAUGCUAUUGUUAAAUCUCUUCAGUGAGAACUUACAUAUACCCGUGAGACAUGAAAAAGACUGUUUAGCCUUUAAAUGUGAAAUGGUUUACUUUGUUUCAAGAGAGGUUUCUGUUGAAUGGGAACCACUCUAAAGAAAAAUAUAGGUAAUUGAGAAAGA